GCUGCAGUGAGUUAGCAUUAGAGGGAGAGAGAGCUGAUGGGAGGAAAAAGGGAGGGAGGAAAAGUGAAUGUUUACAUGGUGAAUUUAUGAAUGACGUCGAGAGUGAACGAAAGAAAGGUGUGGCCUGAUUAAAGAGCCGGGGAGAGCGAGAGGCCGAGUGAUCCCCCUUCCUCGUGUGCUAGUUUGAAGUGAGCUGUCAUCUUUUUGCUGGCUUAGCGGUGCUCAGAUAUCUUUCCUGCUCAGUGCAGACGGAAACGCAGCAUUGCUGGGUAUCAACAUGUGGGAUGGUGCCUUGAGAACAGCUGCUUGAUGGGUCCGGGCUGAAGGAGUGUGGGAGGUCUUUGACAGAGCGUUAGGAUGGCAACUGAAGCUUCUACCCUCCCAAGUCCAGUGGUGCGUCAGAUCGACAAACAGUUCCUGAUUUGCAGCAUCUGUCUGGAUCGCUACAACAAUCCCAAGGUCCUUCCCUGCCUUCAUACCUUCUGUGAAAGGUGUCUACAGAACUACAUCCCCGCCCACAGUCUUACUCUGUCUUGCCCCGUGUGCCGUCAGACCUCCAUCCUGCCAGAGAAAGGUGUGGCGGCACUUCAGAGUAAUUUCUUCAUCACCAACCUGAUGGAGGUGCUAAAGAGGAGCCCAGACACUAACCUCAGUGAGGACUGCACCGACGCUAUCAACGGAGUGGCCAGUGGACAACCACUCUCCUGUCCCAAUCAUGGAGGAAACGUAAUGGAGUUCUACUGUCCACCGUGUGAGACAGCCAUGUGUGAGGAGUGUACCAGCGCAGAACAUGCAGAACAUGCCACCGUCCCGCUAAAGGACGUUCUAGAACAGCACAAAGCCUCACUACAGGAGCAGCUGGACGCCGUCAAAAACAGACUGCCAGAAAUCGACUCUGCGCUGGAGAUUUUGUCUGAUAUCCUUCAGCAACUGAGCAAUCAGAAGAGUUCAAUAGAAGAAGUGAUUCAUUCAACUUUUGAGGAGCUUCAGAAGACCCUAAACGUGCGCAAAAGUGUUCUGCUGAUGGAGCUGGAGGUCAACUACGGGCUCAAACAGAAGGUGUUGCAAGCCCAGCUGGAGUCAUUGCUGCAGGGGCAGGAGGGCAUUCUCAGCAGCUGCAGUUUCACAGAGCAGGCUCUUAAUCACGGCUCGGAGGCUGAAGUCCUAUUGGUCAAGAAGCAGAUGAGUGAGCGUCUCGAUGAGCUGGCCAGUCAGGAGCUCCAUCUUCAGCCAGAGGAGAACAGCCAGCUGGACUUCUUGGUGGACACAGACGGUCUCCGCAAAUCCAUUCACAACCUUGGUGCUAUAAUAACCACCAAUGCUGUUGCUGCAGAAACUGUUGCGACCGGUGAAGGCCUGAGGCACUGUAUCGUGGGGCAGCCUACUUCUGUGACCGUAACAACAAAGGACAGAGACGGCGGCCUGUGCCGGACGGGAAACGCUCUGCUAAUAGCUGAUCUUUCUGCCUCUGAGGGCACCGUAGCGGGGGAAGGUGUAGUCACGGAUCAUAAAAAUGGCACUUAUGAGUUUGUAUACACGGCCCCGUGCGAGGGCCGCUUCGCGCUGACGCUAAAGCUCUACGAUCAGCAUAUUAGGGGCAGCCCCUUCAGCAUACGCGCCAGCAAAUUGACAGACAUCUCCCUGGCUGCAGACGGAGGCAAGAAACGUCUCAAAUCUCCAGGAAGCAGCCAUGUGAAGCAGCGAGCCAUCAAGCGCCCCCCCAGCAUGUACAGCACGGGCAAACGGAAAGAAAACCCGAUUGAGGACGACCUCAUGUUUCGAAUCGGAACUAAAGGCAGGAAUAAGGGUGAAUUCACCAAUCUGCAGGGAGUUGCUGCUUCUUCUAUUGGCAAGGUCCUGAUAGCUGAUAGUAAUAAUCAGUGUGUUCAGAUAUUUUCAAAUGAUGGACAAUUCAAGAGUCGUUUUGGAGUGAGGGGCCGAUCACCAGGACAGCUUCAGCGGCCCACUGGCGUGGCUGUGCACCCUAACGGUGACAUCAUCACUGCUGACUAUGAUAACAAAUGGGUCAGCAUUUUCUCCAGCGAUGGCAAGUUUAAGACUAAAAUUGGCUCAGGGAAGCUCAUGGGUCCUAAGGGUGUAGCGGUGGAUAGAAAUGGCCACAUCAUUGUGGUUGACAAUAAAUCCUGCUGCGUCUUCAUUUUCCAGCCCAAUGGAAAGCUGGUAUCCAAGUUUGGCAACCGAGGCAACAGUGACAAGCAGUUUGCAGGUCCACACUUCGCCGCAGUGAAUCAAAAUAAUGAAAUCAUUGUGACUGAUUUUCAUAAUCAUUCUGUAAAGGUGUUCAGUCCAGAGGGCGAGUUCCUACUGAAGUUCGGGUCAAAUGGCGAAGGAAACGGUCAGUUUAACGCGCCGACAGGUGUGGCAGUAGAUGCCAAUGGCAAUAUUAUAGUGGCAGACUGGGGCAACAGCCGGAUACAGGUGUUUGAUGGUAGUGGAUCCUUCCUGUCCUAUAUCAACACCUCCGCGGACCCUCUGUAUGGCCCACAAGGACUGGCUCUGACCUCAGACGGCCACAUUGUGGUGGCAGACUCUGGGAACCAUUGUUUUAAAGACCCUCGUGUUGCAUUGAAGUUGUGUUGUCGUGGAUUCCUUUGUGACCCCUCACCUCGGGCAGAAGAACAGACUUCUUUGGUUUUGCACUGUACAGAAAUAGCUCAUCCAAAAAUACUAAUUCUGUCAUUUAGCCUCAGGUUGUUUCAAACCAAAUAUGGAUUUCUUUAUUCGUUGGAAUGUAAAAGGGUUUUUUUUUUUUAAAGAAUAUCCUUUUUUGUCUAUUUAAUGUAACCAUAAACACCAUAAAUGAGCUCCAAGCCGUACAAAGACAUUGUGGGCAGAAAACAUCAAUCUUCCUUGUUGCUUUACCUUUUAAAAUAUUUUGGCAUUAAUCACAUCAUUUUUUUGUCUGAGAAAAGGGAGAAAAACGAUACAAAUAUAUAUUAUUACGCAUAUAAAAUUGAUACGCACAUUAAUACACGUCUUUUUGACUUACUAUAUGUAUACAUGAGAAAAUAAAUAUCACCUUUUGAGCUCCGUGGAAGAAAGAGUGGUUUGGAACAACAUGAGUAUGAGUAAAUGAUGGCAGAAAUGUAAUUAUCGGUUGAAAGUUAUGCUGUUCUUCACUUUUGACUCUGCUACACGUUAGGGAAAACAUUCAUGUUUCUACUGUAUGUUGAAAAAUCUGAAUGUUCAGAUGAUUAUAAGGGAACUCUUCAAAGCAUUGACAUGUAUAAUAAAAAUUUUAAAUUACUAUCUGUGCAGCAAAUAGACAAAGCCCCCCCCCAAAAAAAAUCUCACUAUGGUGGGCUGGUAUUAACAAUAUUUGGCAGAAUUAGCCUGUUUAAAAGUGAUGUCAGGUAUAUUUACAAAAUAUGCAACAAUAUAUGUGCUUCUUUGCUAUUGACUGUGAUGUGCACAACUGUGGUUGGUACAGUGUUCUUAAAAUGUAAUUAAGUCUCUUGAAUCACCCACAUAUUAUGCAAGAAGCAUCACUUGAUACGCUUUUUAGAUUGUAAACAUAAUUUUACGCUGCGCUGUUCUUUUUAAAUUCAGCUGUGGUCAUUUCUCCGUGUUGUUCAGAGAAACGAUAUCACAUGCUCAAAUCACCAGAUGCACUUUGAUUGAGCAACACAAAAAAUAUGCAUAGUGCUAUUAUUAAUAACAGCCCCCUGGUUUAAUGUUCACCAGAAGACGCGUUAUUAUAAUUACGGAUCUUCAUGUGUUGUGAGAGUGGUUGUGUUGCUGACAAACCAUGUUCAGCGUUCAUACGCUUCAAAAACUGAAAAAGUGCCCAGGUUCUUUUUAAGUGUAUUGAUGCCACACAGAUACAUCUUCCUUGUUUUAUGUGUGUUCUCCUGUACAGUUCCAUUGUCAAACACAGGGAACUAUUGCUGCUUGUUUGCACAAAAUACACGAUAUAUAACGUGAUGUACAUUCCAAAAUGUAUUUCUCCCCUUUAGAUUCACAAACUUGCUUUUUGUAGCAUUGAAGCUUGCGUUUUACUCCUUUGUAAAAUAUAUACACGCACCACAUGAAAGAACGUGCAACCAGUUAUGCUUUCACAUUUGUAGAUUUUCAUGCCGCAUCAAGGUGACCUGUGUUAUAUCAACUUGUGCACAGCUCAAAAAUAAACUGCAUUAUUUCAGA
Messenger RNA from Puntigrus tetrazona (Sumatra barb), 4164 nucleotides. RefSeq names its product tripartite motif containing 2a (gene trim2a). Bases 358 to 2775 code for a protein of 805 amino acids. Gene Ontology annotation, molecular function: zinc ion binding; translation repressor activity; protein binding. The transcript has 13 exons. Gene Ontology annotation, biological process: negative regulation of translation; protein polyubiquitination; proteasome-mediated ubiquitin-dependent protein catabolic process. The record is from RefSeq and is a predicted model, not a curated record. NCBI's taxonomy places the organism in Eukaryota, Metazoa, Chordata, Actinopteri, Cypriniformes, Cyprinidae.